Clavispora lusitaniae ATCC 42720 is the source of this 1197-nucleotide messenger RNA. RefSeq names its product purine-nucleoside phosphorylase (gene NUP). Lineage: Eukaryota; Fungi; Ascomycota; Pichiomycetes; Serinales; Metschnikowiaceae. The record is from RefSeq and is a predicted model, not a curated record. Gene Ontology annotation, molecular function: catalytic activity. Gene Ontology annotation, biological process: transmembrane transport; nucleoside metabolic process. Gene Ontology annotation, cellular component: endoplasmic reticulum.
AUGAAGUUCUCUACUCUCGUUUCUGUUGCAGCACUUGCUGCGUCUACUCUCGCUCAUCCUUUGGCCAAAAGAGAAGCCAAUACCACUGAGGCUGAUGUCAUUUCCACUAACAAUGACUUGCAAACAUCCCACGGCAAGCCCUUUGCCGUUUUCCAACCAAAGGUGUUCGUCAUUAACAUGUUUGAGUUUGAAGCCAAGCCAUGGUUAGAAGGUAUGGAAUUCGUGCACAACAUCACUAUUCCUGGCUUAUCUCCUCUUUAUCCUGCAAUCCAUUGUAACUCUGAUUACACUGUGUGCCAAUUGACCACUGGUGAAGGUGAAAUCAACGCUGCUGCUACCAUCAGUGCCCUUGGUUUAUCUCCAUUGUUCGACUUGGCCAAGACCUACUUCUUGAUCUCCGGUAUUGGUGGCGGUGAGCCUCAACAUACCACUUUGGGCUCUGUUACUUUUGCCAAGUACGCGGUCCAGGUUGCUUUGGAAUACCAAGUAUCUUACCAGGAAUUCAUCACCACCAACCCUAACUGGACUUCUGGUUACUGGGCAUACGGCACUGACAACCCAUGGACCUACCCAGGCAAUGUCUACGGUACUGAAGUUUUCGAGUUGAACGAGAAGUUGAGAGACAAGGCUGUCGAAUUGGCUGAAACUGCUGAAUUGAACAACGGUACUGCCCGUAACGUUGAGUUCAGACAAGAGUAUGACUUUGAAGCUGCUCAAGGUGCCCCAUCGGUCGUCAAAUGCGAUGUUUUGACAUCUGACAACUACUUCACUGGAAAUGUGUUGGGCGACUACUUCUCCUUCUACGCCUCUUUGAUGACCAACGGUUCUGCAACCUACUGCUCUACUGCACAAGAAGACAAUGCCUCUUUGGAAGCUAUCACCAGAUUGACCAAGGCUGGUCUCGCUGACUUCAACAGAGUCAUGGUGAUGAGAACCAUCUCUGACUUCUCCAGACCUCCUCCAUCUAUGGCUGAUAAGGCUGUUGAGUUUUUCAACAACCCUAACGAUGGUGGUGCUGACGCUGCUUUUGACAACUUGGUCGUUGCUGGCUUGCCUAUUGUCAAGGACAUUUUGGAGAAUUGGGAUGACGUUUACGCUGAAGGUUCCGAAUUCUCUCCAGAAAACUACACUGGUGACAUCUUCAACACUUUGGGUGGCACUCCAGACUUUGGUAAGUCCUCCUUCGAUGUCGCAUAA